Passer montanus (Eurasian tree sparrow) is the source of this 1528-nucleotide messenger RNA. It is a transcript of the gene TVP23A, whose product is annotated as trans-golgi network vesicle protein 23 homolog A. NCBI's taxonomy places the organism in Eukaryota, Metazoa, Chordata, Aves, Passeriformes, Passeridae. Gene Ontology annotation, cellular component: Golgi membrane. The transcript is spliced from 5 exons. The record is from RefSeq and is a predicted model, not a curated record. Bases 73 to 807 code for a protein of 244 amino acids. Gene Ontology annotation, biological process: protein secretion; vesicle-mediated transport.
CCCGGCGGGGCGCAGCCGCCGCGGGCUGUGGCGAGGCGCAGGGCCGCCGGAGCCCGGCCCCUUUUCCCGGGGAUGAAGCCGGUGGGCGCUGCGGGCGGGGCGCGGCUGCCCCGGGCCCUGCGCGCUGACGGGCUCCCGCCGCAGGCGCAGGUGGACGACACCGAGGAUGUGUCCCUGGAUUUCGGGAGCGAGGAGGAGCUGGCGCUGCGGAAAGCGCGGAUCAGGCACCCACUGGCCACCUUUUUCCACCUGUUUUUCCGAGUGAGUGCUAUUGUUACCUACUUGUUCUGUGACUGGUUCAGCAACAGCUUUGUUGCCUGUUUUGUCACUAUUCUCCUCCUUCUAUCCUUUGACUUUUGGUCUGUCAAGAAUGUGACAGGAAGACUCUUGGUUGGUUUGCGUUGGUGGAACCAGAUUGAUGAAGAUGGAAAAAGUCACUGGGUGUUUGAAGCAAAAAGGGUGCCUACAACAGCUGCCUCAACUGAAGCUGAAGCCCGAAUCUUCUGGCUUGGUCUCAUCAUCUGCCCAGUGAUUUGGACAAUGUUUUUCUUUAGCACCUUGUUCUCCUUGAAGCUGAAAUGGCUGGCUCUCGUGAUUGCUGGGAUCUCCCUCCAGACUGCUAAUUUAUAUGGCUACAUCCACUGCAAGUUAGGGGGACAAAAAACCAUCAGCAGAGUAACCUCAAGGUUGUUUGGCACCACAGAUGUUCCCAAGAGUGAGUACUGGGCUUCAGCCCAUGGGGUAGAACAGCCAGCCUGCCUCUCAGGGCUAGUGCUGGCUUUUCCUGGGUCUCAGUUCCUGCAGUGAGUCCAGGAUAAUCCUGAUUCUCCACCAAGCCUCUGGCAGUGUCACAUGGAAGAGCCACAACCCCAGGUCACUUUGCUCCAUGUUUGGAAGCCUGUUGAGCUCCACAGCUGAGCUGCUUCCAAGCUCCAGAAGAAUGUCCUUAAGUUAAAUCCUUGGAGUUGCUAUAAUUCUAAUGCCUCUGUUUAAGCAGAGCUGGAAGAGCCAUCUUCAACAUUCAGGCUUCCAGCUGGCAGCUCCCUGCUUUUGGAAGAGAUCCCUGUGCCCCAGGUUAUGCUUAUAGCCAUGUGUGCUCUGUUCCCUCAACAGGACAGAGCAGGAGAAUUUCAGAAGAUGGCAUUGAAGAACAUGGGAAGACAGGCACUAGGUAACCAAACAUGGAAGAGCUAAAGGAUGAGCAGUAAAAAAAGUAAUGAAAGUUGUUCUUCAUGGGAAGAUAUAUAGACAAAGCUCUUCUAGAAUUAUGCCUGCAUGAAAUAAAGUCAUUUGUGUUUGAGUCUUUACAUCCUGGAAGGUUUAAAACCUUUGUUAUUUAAAAGCUUCACCAAAAAAUUGUUUGUGUGAGCACAGACAGUGCUCAUGGUUUACAAGGAGCACGCUGCUUUCAGAAAAGCUGUCAACUAACCUCAAACUGUUGGAUUAUCUUAACCAGAAAUUACAUGUAAUGAAAAUAUGAUGCUGAUUUGCUUAACUUUGGAACUACAAUAAACAAAAUCAAACUGCC